UAUAUCAUAACUCGAAAAGGCUCUCCUAAAUCCUGACCUUUUUGUAACCAAUGUAAUUUUUUAGAAGUUCAAUGAUCACCCCAACACAUUCAUAAAAAUGGCACUAUACAGAGCAGAUCCAAGUAGGGUACCAUUACUGACAGAGGAAAAUUCAUUGGUCACCUUUGACGAAGAUGACAUUAAAAGAUCUGUGAUUAGAAAAAACAAGAAAUCAAGACGACAGUUUGUUUGCUAUGUUGUAUUCUCAGUCAUACUGAUGUUAAUGUUUGGAGCUGCUCUGUAUCUUCUGUCAGGAAAUCUCAGUGAAGAUGAUGACUACAAGAGACACGAUUUCCCUCCAUCAAAGUCAAAACUGGGAAAAUACAAACAGGCAGCCAUAGCUUCUGAUAAUGAAGUCUGUUCACAAGUUGGAAAAAAAAUACUGGAGGAAAAAAGGGGAUCAAGCAUAGAUGCUGCCAUAGCCGUUCUUAUAUGUUAUGGUGUAACAGAUCCACAUAGCUCUGGGAUAGGUGGUGGAUUCUUUAUGACAAUUUAUGACAGUAAAAAGAAGACUUCAGUUGUACUGGAUGCUAGAGAGACAGCUCCUCUUAAUGCAAAAGAGGACAUGUAUGAGAAAGAUCCUGAACAAUCAGUUUUAGGUGGACUGGCAAUAGCUGUACCAGGCGAGGUCAGAGGUUAUCAGAAAUUAUGUGAGAUGUACAAAUGUCUGCCAUGGAAGGAUUUAGUACAGCCGAGCAUUGACCUAGCUAAGAAUGGCUUCAAAAUAACUGCUAAUACGGGAAGAGCUAUAGAGAGUUCAAAGGAUAAAAUCAAUGCCAACCCAGCAUUUAAGAAAGCAUACACCAAUCCAGCAACAAAUGAGUUAUACAAGGUAGGAGAGUUUGCUAGAUUUCCAUUACUGGCUAAUACACUGAGGACUAUAGCAGAGGAAGGACCACAGACCUUUUACAAUGGAAAUUUAAGUAAAAACAUACUGGAGGACUUGAAAGAAGCAGAUUCCAUUAUACAAGAGAGAGAUUUACAGAGUUAUACUGUACUUCAAAAAGAGGCUGUAAAAUCUGUUUUGAAUGAUGGUUCUACACUGUAUUCAGCACCAGCGCCAUCUGGUGGUCCUGUCUGGUUGUUUAUCAUGAAUAUAAUGGAUGGAUAUAACAUAACUCCGGAAUCUGUUUUACCUGAGAAGUCAGAACUACUAACAUAUCACAGACUUGUGGAAGCCUUUAAGUUUGCUUAUGCUAAACGAACAGACCUUGGUGAUCCAGAUUUUGUCCCUAAUGUUACAGCAGUUGUUAAAAAUUUAACAUCACGUUCCUAUGCUGAUGGUAUUAGACAUAAAAUCUGGGAUAACCAAACACAUGAUUAUAUGUAUUAUGGACCAACAUUUUAUGACAAGUUAAAGACAAGCACAGCACAUUUAUCUAUGGUAGGGAAUGAUGGUUUGGCAAUAGCUGUUACCACGACAGUAAAUACAGUAUUUGCAUCAGGUAUACUAGGAUCAAGAACUGGUAUUGUGUUUAACAAUGAAAUGGAUGACUUCUCCUCACCUAACAUUACUAAUGACUUUGGUAUCAGACCAUCACCUGCUAAUUUCAUCAGACCUGGGAAGCGACCACUAUCAUCCAUGUCACCAUCGGUUGUUGCUGGUAAAGAUGGUGAUAUUAAACUUGUCAUAGGAGCAGCUGGUGGAUCUCAUAUAACUACUUCUGUUUCUUAUAUUACCAUGAGGGUGUUAUGGUUUAAAGAAACAAUAAAACAGGCGAUAGAUGCAGCCAGAAUUCAUCAUCAGCUAUUGCCUCCUUAUAUUUACUAUGAAUCAGAAUUUCCGAAGCAUUUUGUAGAAGGUUUAAGAAAUUUAGGACACAACAUUACAGACAAACCAGCCUUCAGAACAGAUGCUAAUGGAGUCACCACUAAAAAUGGAUUAUUGUAUGCUAACUGUGAUUUCAGGAGAGGUGGUGUGCCAGAUGGAUUCUAAAGAGAAUUAUUAGGGGAAAUUAAGAUGUAAACACAAAUAUACAAAUAAGAAGGAGAGAGAGAGAGAGAGUAAGAGAAUAAAAUGUUAAAAGGGAGAGAUAACAAGAUGUUAAAAAAUAGAAAGAAAGAGAGAGACACUUGAACGCAUAAUAAUGACUUCCAAUGAAUAAUUGAGAUUUAUGAAUAAUUGAGACUUCCAAUGUUUAAUUGAGACUUCCAAUGUUUAAUUGAGACUUCCAAUGAAUGAUUGAGACUUCUGAUAAAUAAUUGACACUUCCAAUCAUGGGGGUCUCAACCUACAAAUUUGAGUACAGACAUCUGGAAGGGGUUUGAAAAACAAACCCCCCCCCCAUUCAUAUAUUGAUUUAUGCAAAAUCCCUACCCAUUCAUAUAUUUCAGAAGAAAAUCACAACCCAUUUAUAUAUAUUUCCCAGCUAUCAUUACAUCUUCUUUCAAUAACCACAUGGGAUCCGUGAUUCAUUUUAUGAGAUAAAAACAUCAGAACACAGUUUUUUACAGACAUCUUAACAGAAAAUGAACAUGUAUGACCCACUGACAUAUAAAUUUCUACACAUUGAUAUAUUACCUCUGUGAAAUUGUACCCCAUUGAUAUAAUUGACAUUCCAAAAAAGAUACCCAUACCAGCAGCACGUCUGUGUAUACCUUUAUAUUGGAAGAGACCCCUCCCCCGUGCUUUCAAUGAAUAAUUGAGACUUCCAAUGAAUAAUUGAGAAUUCCAAUGAAUAAUUGAGACUUCUUAUGAAUAAUUGAGACUUCAAAUGUAUAAUUGAAAAUUCUAAUGAAUAAUUGAGACUUCCAAUGAAUAAUUGAGCUGUCAAUUGAAUAAUCGAGCCUUUCAGAAAAGGAAAAUAUGACUGUAUUUUAUUUGUUGAUUUGAGACUUACCCAACCUUUUACUUUGGGAAAUAUUGUUAGUAUUGUUAAUAAUUUUAGUGUCCUAUAAAUCUCUGGCAUAAAAUGAUUUCUUUAAUCUGUGAUAUGUUCCUCAAUUAUUUGAUUAGAAAAUUAAAAAUUUGAUACAAAAUUUAUCAAUAGGGUUUUAACUUUAAUGCUCAGACAUUGAUGGAAUCAUUCUACAAAGUAAUUUUCUGACUUUUUACUACAUAAUUGUUAUUGUUCUACCUACAGUCCCAUGUAUCAAAAUUUCAGGUACAUUUAAAUUUUGUGUUGAUAUGAACUGUAUAAUAAAAUGUAAAUGAUGAUCUUGUGAACUGUAUAAAUAUUAUGUAAAUACAUGUAGAGGACUGAAAGUUCUCAUUAAAUAUCUAGACAACUAUAAAUUUUAUCGUGGGUAGAUUAUCUUUACAAAGAUUUGAAAGUUAUGAAAGUUAUAACAAAGAUUGUAUAUAUUGUAUAAUCCUAUUAAGUGAUUUAGACUUUAUUAGACCCUUGAGAUACCCGUUUUUCAAAGUAUGUUAUAGGCGAUCGUUCUAGUAUUCAAAUUUUAAUAAUUGAUACAAAUUUUCUAGUUUAUUUAUCUUUUCUGAUAUAUGAAGUUGUAAUACAAUACACAUAUAAAACAUUUGACUAUUUUUAAAAUGAACAAACAUAAGUAUUUGAUUAAUUAGAAUUUAGUAAGCUAAAACACCUAUUUUAUAACAUUCCUUCACUUUUUUUAUUCCUGUUUACAAUAUAUUAAACAAUUGUCUUUCAUUGUUAUGUAUUUUUAUUGUGGUUUGGCUUGAUAUUAUAUUUGAAAUUAUUUUAGCAUUUUCACAAAUGUUUUGUCUAUAACCUUAGAAGAUUUUUUAUAAAAUUUUGCUCAAAUUAUGAUAUUUUCAUGGAAAAUUUAUAUAAUGAAAUAAUAUAUCCCUUAACAUGCAUGUACAAAUCCUGUCUGUUGAUGACUGAGGUGUCAAUUUGGUUUAUUCCCACACUUCUUUGGUGAUAAAUGUAUUAUAAAUGCAUAUUUCCUUUGAUAUAGGGGUGGUAGUUUGAUAAGAAAAUCUACUUUUAUCAGGACAGUAAACAUCUAAAAAAAGACAGGUAGUAUUGAUUAUAACAUGUGAAAUAUUGACCAUUUGCAGUGAUGGAUUCAGGGGUCAUAGAGAGUGUAGUACUUUGAGGCCCUUUCCUCAAACACUUAUCCACCCCUGAUUUGAAUUCCAGAUUUACCUUGUUUAAAAAAUCAUGAAAACUUUCCAUUGUUUCUAUUUUAACCAGAAAAUAAUCGCUGAAAAUUGUGACAAAUUAGAACUCAUCUUUUUUAAUUGUGAUAAGAUUUUAAUGCAUCAUUUAUGAAAUCACAUUUUUGUCUAUUGAUCGGUAAAUCUGAAUAAUAAUUGUUUAAUUAUUUCUGACUUUAUAUAUUAUUUACUGAUCAUUACAUGAAAUGUAAACGGUUCUGGGAAUAUGAUGGUAACAUGCAUUGUAUAUUUAAAAUAAAUCAUUCCAACUUUACCAAUAUUCCAUUUUAGCAUUUAUAAGUUUAGCAUUUAUAAGUUUAUGAUUUUGAAGAGUUAUUAUUGUGGUUUGUAUGAUAUUUUUAUGUUUUUUAUUGAAUAGUGUAUUUUUUGAACUGCAGAAAAUGAAAAUUUUUAUAUCUUUGUAUCUACUUUAUAACUGUUGUUGCUUAUAUUUGAUUUACAUUGACUUAUCUUUGUAAACAUAAGGGGAACAUUACUUAUUUAUUUGGCCACAUUUUUUUUUAAAUACAUCUAUUUUCCUUAAUCAUCAAUUCAGGUGGAUUGUGAUACAAAAUAUGUUAUAUUUGCGGGUUGGUGACAUGUCUGCUUUUGAACUAGAACAUUAAAAUAUAUUUCAGCUUAUUGGUUUAUUAUAAAGAAGGGUUUUUAUUCAAAUCAUAUUUACAUGUUUCUGUCAAGAUAUGCAAGUUAUAGUUGCCACUGGACAUUAAACACCAAUCCAUCCUUCCAUCUAUCUAUCAAACAUUCAAAGUUGUAGAGGUGAGCAAAUAAAUAUUUACAGUUUAAUAUUUUUUCAUUUGAAGUAAAUAUAAAAAUAGGAUGUAGUAUCCACCAAAUGAUGUAGAUAAAAGUAACUAUGAGUUACUGUGCAGCCUUCAAUACUGAACCUUCAAUGGAGUUAUGGAUGUAAGACUUUGGCAUGCUGUUUACAGCGAUGGUGGAGAUAACAGUGUUUGAGGUGUCAACAAGUUAUUUAAGUUUGUGAUAAGGUCUGUUUAAGAGAAACCACUAUUGGUAGGUCCUAAUAAUAUUUGGUCUGAUGAAGUUGUAUUAGCACAUGGUAUAAAAAGUUUUACAUAGUUUACAUAUUGAAGUGUUGUCAUUUUGGUUUCAAUUAUUGCAUUUCGCUACCAAAAAUAACAUACAGGAAAGACAAACAUGUAUCUCUGUGUCAACAGUUUUUUAAAAUAGUAAUUGAUGUACCGGUAAUUUAAAUUGAAUUUGAUACCUAAUAAGUUUGUUGACAGAUGAAUGUUUUAUGCUGUAAAUAUUUACAGGUCAUUCCAUUUGUGUAUUUUAUAUUUGUUGUCAUUUUAAACUGCAAUAUUUUUAUCAUGGAUCUAGAUUAUUUACCUUAUUUAUAUUCUUUUUUUGUGUUAAAUCAUGAGAUAUAUUUGUUUUGAUAUUGUAUGAUUUUGUCUAUAAAGAUGGUUUAAUUUUACAGAAAAAGAGUUGAAUAAUAAAUAUUUUGGAAACUUA
Messenger RNA from Mytilus californianus (California mussel), 5620 nucleotides. RefSeq names its product glutathione hydrolase 1 proenzyme-like. Bases 98 to 1975 code for a protein of 625 amino acids. Gene Ontology annotation, cellular component: plasma membrane. NCBI's taxonomy places the organism in Eukaryota, Metazoa, Mollusca, Bivalvia, Mytilida, Mytilidae. The transcript is spliced from 12 exons. The record is from RefSeq and is a predicted model, not a curated record. Gene Ontology annotation, biological process: glutathione catabolic process. Gene Ontology annotation, molecular function: glutathione gamma-glutamate hydrolase.